Molecule: messenger RNA, 623 nt
Organism: Propithecus coquereli (Coquerel's sifaka)
Lineage: Eukaryota; Metazoa; Chordata; Mammalia; Primates; Indriidae
Product: probable ATP-dependent RNA helicase DHX37
Exons: 3
Source: RefSeq, a predicted model, not a curated record
ACAAGGACACGCUGAAAGGGGUUGACGCAAGCAACGCGCUCGUUCUGCCGGGGAAGAAGAAAAAGAAGACCAAAGCCCCUCCCCUGUCGAAGAAGGAGAAGAAGCCUCUGACCAAGAAAGAGAGGAAAGCGCUGCAGAAAAUCCUAGAACAGAAGGAGAAGAAGAGCCAGCGAGCAGAGAUGCUACAGAAAUUGAGUGAAGUCCAGGUUUCGGACACCGAGAUGAGACUCUUUUAUACCACGUCCAAGCUGGGCACUGGGAACCGCAUGUACCACAUCAAAAAGAAGCCUGAGGAGCUCCCAGCCCAGGGCCCAGAAAGGUUCAGCAGCCUCAGUGGGGCCCACCGGAAGCGUCGCCGCUUGUCUUCAGCAGAGGAGUCCGAAUCCUCAGAGGAGUCUGAGCCAGAUGACGCCCCAGCCGUGGAGCAGGCAGAGGCUGAGGCAGGGACAACAGCAGCGCACCUGCCGCCAGCUCCCCUGCAGGCCAGGGACGAGAGCCCAGCACCCAGCACUCAGCCCCCGCCAGCUAGGACUCCCGCUUGCCCGGCAGCAGCCUCCGCCCUGACCAGGCCCCCGGUGAAGCCCGCUGUGUUCAUCCCCGUGAACCGCUCGCCGGAAAUGCAG